AUGUCGUCCUCGGACGAGGAGACGCUGAGCGAGCGCUCGUGCCGGAGUGAGCGCUCGUGCCGCAGCGAGCGCUCGUGCCGCAGCGAGCGCUCGGGCAGCCUCUCGCCCUGCCCGCCCGGCGACACACUGCCCUGGAACCUGCCGCUGCACGAGCAGAAGAAGCGCAAGAGCCAGGACUCGGUGCUGGACCCGGCCGAGCGCGCCGUGGUGCGCGUCGCAGAUGAACGGGACCGAGUCCAGAAGAAAACCUUCACUAAAUGGGUCAAUAAGCACUUGAUGAAGGUGCGCAAGCACAUCAACGACCUGUACGAAGACCUGCGGGACGGCCACAACUUGAUCUCGCUGCUGGAGGUCCUGUCCGGGGUGAAACUGCCACGCGAGAAGGGCCGCAUGCGCUUCCACAGGCUCCAGAACGUGCAGAUCGCCCUGGAUUUCCUGAAGCAGCGGCAGGUGAAGCUGGUGAACAUUCGCAACGAUGACAUUACGGACGGCAACCCCAAGCUCACCCUGGGGCUCAUCUGGACCAUUAUCCUGCACUUCCAGAUCUCCGACAUCUACAUCAGUGGAGAGCUGGGAGAUAUGUCGGCCAAGGAGAAGCUCCUGCUGUGGACCCAGAAGGUGGCAGCAGGGUACAUUGAAGUGAAGUGCACCAACUUCUCCUCGUGCUGGAGCGACGGCAAAAUGUUCAAUGCGAUUAUCCACAGAUACAGGCCAGACCUGGUGGACAUGGACAGAGUACAAAUACAGAGCAACCGAGAGAACCUGGAGCAGGCGUUUGAGAUCGCGGAGCGGCUCGGUGUCACUCGGCUGCUGGAUGCAGAAGAUGUGGAUGUGCCAUCUCCAGAUGAGAAGUCUGUGAUAACUUACGUGUCUUCCAUCUACGAUGCCUUUCCCAAGGUCCCUGAGGGAGGAGAAGGCAUCAGUGUUAUUGAAGUGGAUUCCAAGUGGGUGGAAUAUCAGAGCCACGUGGAGUCUCUCAUGUCGUGGAUCAGACAGCACACGAUACUGAUGUCGGAUAAAUCCUUCUCCAAGAACCCUGUGGAGCUCAAGGCUCUUUAUAAUGAGUAUAUACACUUCAAGGAAACUGAAAUCCCAUUGAAGGAGCAGGAGAAGGGAAAGAUAGAGGAGGUCUACAAACUCUUAGAGGUAUGGAUUGAAUUUGGCCGCAUCAAGUUGCCCCAGGGCUACCACCCCAAUGAUGUAGAGGAGGAGUGGGGCAAGCUGAUCAUAGAGAUGCUGGAGCGUGAGAAGCUCCUGCGGCCGGAGGUGGAAAGGCUGGAACUACUGCUACAUAUUGCUAACAAAAUCCAUAACGGUGCUCUGAACUGUGAAGAAAAACUCACUUUUGCGAAGAACUUGCUGCAAGCUGACACUGCUCAUCUGCAGUCUGGGCAGCCGGUGCAGAAGGAAUCCGACGUGGUCAUGUACCUGCAGGAGUGUGAGGUGCUCAUCCGCCAGCUCCAGGUGGAUGUGCAGAUCCUUCGGGAUGAGAAUUACUACCAACUGGAGGAGCUCGUGAUCAGGAUCACCCGUCUGCAAGAGGAGCUGCAGGCACUGCGCCUCGAGUGCACUAACCUCUACAGGAAAGGCAACUUCCCUGCCCUGGGGCACAUGCCCAUCUCCAUGCAGAGCAUCAUACAUGUGAAGAGAGAGGCGCUGAGCAAAGGGCUGCACACCUCGUCCGGCUCCUGGUUCCGUAAGCCCAUGACCAGGACAGAGCUCGUGGCCAUCUCCUCCUCUGAGGAUGAGGGCAGCCUCCGGUUCGUGUACGAGCUGCUGGCCUGGGUGGAAGAAAUGCAGGUGAGACUGGACCGUGCAGAAUGGGGGAACGACCUGCCGAGUGUGGAGUCGCAUAUGGAGACCCAGCGACACGUGCACAGCAGCGUGGAGGAGCUGGCCUCCAGCGUGAAGGAGGCCCAGAUGUAUGAGGGUAAAAUAUCUCGGAAUUUCCGCACUAGCUACGCUGAGACGCUAGGCAAGCUGAAGACACAGUACUGCAAGCUCUUGGAAACGUCGAGCUUCCGCCUCAAACAUCUCCAGAGCUUGCAUGGAUUUGUGUCUCAAGCCACUGCUGAACUGAUUUGGUUGAAUGAGAGGGAGGAAGAGGAACUGGCAUAUGACUGGAGUGACAAAAACCCAAACAUUGCAGCUAAGAAGAUCUAUUUCUCGGAGAUGACAAUGGAGCUGGAAGAGAAGCGGGGCGUCUUCUGGUCCCUGCAAGAUACAGCAGAGAUGCUGUCCCUGCAGAAUCACCCAGCCAAGCAAACCGUAGAGGCCUACAGCGCUGCCGUGCAGACGCAGUGGCAGUGGAUCAAGCAGCUGUGCCUGUGUGUGGAGCAGCACGUGAAGGAGAACACCGCCUAUUUCCAGUUCUUCAGCGAUGCCCGGGAGUCGGAAGCCUACCUGCGGAGCCUGCAGGACUCCAUCAAACGGAAGUAUACGUGUGACCACAACAUGAGCCUCAGUCAACUGGAGGACCUGCUGCAGGACUCCAUGGAUGAGAAGGAGCAGCUUAUUCAGGCCAAGAGCUCUGUCGCCAGCCUGACGGGACAGUCCAAAACCAUCGUGCAGCUCAAACCGAGGAACCCAGACCACGUUCUGAAGAGCACAAUCCCCAUCAAAGCGGUUUGCAAUUAUAGUCAGAUUGAGAUCACCAUCUGCGUGAACGACGAGUGCGUGCUGGAAGACAACUCGCAGAGGACCAAGUGGAAAGUGAUCAGCCCCACGGGCAACGAGGCCAUGGUGCCCUCUGUGUGCUUCCUCAUCCCUGCUCCAAACAAAGAGGCCAUCGAGACGGCUAACAGGGUUGAGGAGCUGUAUCAGAAGGUGAUUGGUGUCUGGCACCAACUCCAUGUGAACAUGAAGAGUGUCAUCUCCUGGAACUACCUGCGGAAGGACCUCACCCUGGUGCAAGGCUUCACCGUGGAGAAGCUGAGAUCCUUGAGUGAAGAGGAUUGUCAGCGUGUCAUGAAGAGCCUCCAGGCGCACCACGAGGACUUCCAGCAGGACUGCCGCGACUCCCAGAUGUUCUGCGUGUCCGACCAGCUGAGUUUGGAAGAGGAAGUCGAGUCUUCCAAAGAAUACAUGCAGCAGCUGCUUGAAUCUCUUGAGAAAGAGGACAAGGACGAGACUGUUGCCAGGACCUAUCUCUCCGAGGUCAAGAACAUCCRUCUGGGCCUGGAGGAGUGGGAGAAGAGUCUGUUGGAGCUAAUCCAGUCUCCAGGCAGCGCCUGGCCAGAUGGUGACGUUCUCCUGGAAAGCACUAUCCGCAUUUCAAAGUAUGAGCACAUGCAGGAUGGUCUCCAUCAGCUGAAAGGUAAUGUGCAGAGCAUUUCUGAGAGAUGCUACCAUUUCUUCAAGAAAGCACCAGCGGGGCCCAGCACCCCACAUUUGCGCUCGGAGCUUGAUUUGCUGUUCAGUACGGUGGACCAGAUAGAUGCACGCUCUGCCAUCUACCAGGAGAAGUUAAAGACGCUUGAUGCUAUUAUUCGCAAUACCCAAGGAGCAGAGUCUCUAGUCAAAGACUAUGAAGUUAAGCUGAGCCAGGAGGAGGCAGUCCCAGCUGACCUGAUGACUCUUCAGUCUCACAGAUCGACAUUACAGCAAUGGCUGGGUGAAGUGAAGGACAAGAGCCACAUGUUCUCCUCCUUGGAAGACGACUUAGGAAAGGCUGAGGUGGUGACAGAGAAGCUGCAGCAGCGCCUGAGACAGGAGCGCAACAUUGACCUCGAGCGCUAUCAGGAGAAGGUGAACCAGCUCCGAUAUCGCUGGCAGAGAAUCUCCGUGCAGAUUGAGAACCGCUGUACGGAGCUGGAAAACAUCCAGGAAGUGCUCGGUGACUACCGCAAGUGCCGCAGCACCCUGAUGCAGUGGAUUGAGGAGAUCACCAUCCAGCAGGAACUUAUGCARCCAGGGCAAGCAGAAGACAGCAAGGUGCUGUCAGAGCAGCUGAGCAAGCAAACGGCUUUGGCUGCGGAAAUUGAGAAAAAUCAAGCCAAACUGGACCAGUGUCAGAAAUUCUCUCAGCAGUACUCGGCUGCUGUCAAGGACUAUGAGUUGCAGCUCAUGACAUACAGGGCGUUUGUUGAAUCACAGCAGAAGUCUCCCAUGAAACGCCGGCGCAUGCCUUCCUCCUCGGAUGUCAUCACGCAGGAGUUCAUGGAUCUGCGGACUCAAUAUACGGCUCUGGUCACACUGACAACGCAGCACGUGAAGUACAUCAGUGAUGCGCUCCGGCGCUUGGAGGAAGAGGAGAAAGCAGUGGAGGAAGAGAAGCAGGAACAUGUGGACAAGGUGAAGGAACUGCUGGGCUGGGCCUCUGGCUUGAGGCAGAGUGUGCAAGGCAAGACUGCUGCUGCCCCGAGCAGGGAGCUGGUAGACAUUGAGAAAUCCAUCUUGGAGCAGCAGGCUCUAAACGAAGAGCUGGCUGCAAAGAAGGAACAGGUCUCCGAGGCCAUCAAAACUUCCCAAAUUUUUCUGGCGAAACACAGCCACAAGCUUUCCCAUCAGGAGAAGGAACAGGUUUCUGCUCAGAUUGGUGCUCUGAAGGAGACCUACGAGGGGCUCUGCAACGAUUCCAGUGAGCACCUCCAGCAACUGCAGAGCCAGCUGGCUCAGGAGACGGAGCACAAGACGCUGCAGGAGCGGCAGGCGGCCUGCGCGCAGAGGCUGCAGGAGCUGCGCGCCUGGCUGCGCGCCGCCGGGGACACGCUGGCCGAGCAGCCCGCGGCGCCCGGCGCCGCCGACCUGGCCACCUUGCAGCAGAGGCAGAGCAGGGUUAAGGAGCUGCAGAGGAGCAUGAACACCCAGGCAGCCUCCUUUGCCGGUGUGCUGAAAACCACCGAGCAGUUCUUGGAGGAGAACAAGGUGAAGAUGAAGCCCGAGGAGCUGGCAGCGCUCCAGGAGAAGCUGCAGCAGGCCAAGGAGCAGUACCAGGCCCUUCAGGAGAGGGCAGAGACAGCCCAGAAGGAGCUGGAGAGCGCCGUGGCAGCCGCGGUGCAACAGGAGACCGAGAAGGCAAAAGCUUCCGAAGAGCUGGAGGCAAACAGGAACAAAAUCGAUUCCCUUCUGAACUGGGUGGCAUCACUGGAGCAGAAGGAAGGGAUCCUGGAGUACAAGCCCCACCUCCCCGAGCCGGCAGCACAAGCAGGCCGGGAUGCUCAGGACGCUCCUGAUGGCCAUGGAGGCGACAGCAUUGCCAAGGAGCUGGAGGAGCAGUACGAGGGGCUGAAGGGGCAGCACCAGGAGCUGCUGUCCCAGCAGCAGGACAUCAUCCUGGCCACGCAGGUGGCACAAGCUUUCCUGGACAAGCAAGGACACAACCUCACGCCGGAGGAGCGGGAUGCGCUCCAGGGCCGGCUGGCGGAGCUGAAGGACCAGUACGGGAGCUCGCUGUCGCGGUCGGAGACGCAGCUGAAGCAGGUGCAGGAGCUGCGGGACGAGCUGCAGAAGUUCCUGCGCGAUCACGGAGAGUUCGAGGCAUGGCUGAAGCAAGCGGAGCAAGACCUGGAAGGGAUGUACAGAGGGGACAGCGACUCGGCAUCGCUCCAGCAGCUGCUGCUCCGACAGGGAAGUUUCUCGGAGGACGUCAUCUCCCACAAGGGCGAUUUGCGCUUCGUCACCAUGUCGGGGCAGAAGGUGCUGGAUGCAGAGGGAGCUGCCAAGGACGGAGGUGCCCGGCCCCUGACGUCGGGAAGCGUCGUCAGGAGCAAGCUGGAGGACGCGACGCAGCGAUACACCGCCCUGCACACCAAGUGCACCAAGCUUGGCUCCCACCUGAGCACCUUGCUGGGUUACUACAAGCAGUUCCAGGAUGUGGCAGAAUCUCUCAAGACUUGGCUGCAGGAGAGCGAAGCAGCAGUUGGGAAACUUGUCUCGGAGACAGUUUCUUCAGAUCCUACUGUUCUGCAGAAGCAACUUGCUAGUGCUAAGGAGCUGCAAGGAGACCUGGCCGAGCACCAGGUACCUGUGGAGAAGCUCCAGAAAGCAGCUCGUUCACUGCUGGAGAUUCAAGGAGAGCCAGCCCCUGACCGUGGACACAUUCGAGAAACCACAGAUGCCAUCGUGAGCUGCUUCCGCAGCCUUUCCCAGCAGAUGGCAGAGCGCUCCGACCUGCUGCAGAAAUCCAUCGCCCAGUCCCAAAGCGUCCAGGAGAGCCUGGAAAGUCUCCUGCAGUCCGUGGCUGAGAUUGAGAAGAGCCUGGAGGAGAAGCAGCCGACUGCUCUCUCCUCUGCCUCCAUCCAGGACUCGCUCGCCACCAAUGCGAAGCUGAAGCAGGACAUUGCCAGGCAGAAGAGCUGCCUGGAAGCCACCCGCGAGAUGGUGACGCGGUUCACGGAGACGGCGGACGGCGCCACCGCCUCUGCCCUGCGAGGGAAGCUGGCGGAGGUGACGGAGCGGUUUGGCCGCCUGUGCCGGCAACAUCAAGAGAAGGAGGAUGCCCUCAAAGGCCUCCUGCCCAAGGUGGAGCAGUUCGAGCAGCUCUCAGAGAAGCUGCAGCAGUUCACAGAGAGCCGAGCGCGGAUGUUGGCAUGCGGGAACCAGCCGGAGCGUGACAUUACUCAUUUCUCCCAGCACAUUCAGGAACUGAACUCAGAGUUGAGGCAGCAGCAGGAGGACCUGGAAGCUCUGGAGCACCUGGCAGCUGAGCUGGGCUCCUGCGGCUUCCCGGUGGGCACCCCACAGCAGGAGAAGGUGCAGGGCCUAAAGAAGGACUUCCUGCAACUGCAGAAAGUGGCAAAGGAGAGAGAAAAGGACGUGUCUGCCUGCCAGCAGCAACUGGACGACUUCCGAAAGCUGGUCGGAGCUGUGAGGAAGUGGGUGAAGGAGAGCGAGGGGAAGGUGCCACCCGCAGAAACCUCCCUGGGCCCCCAGGAGCUGCAGAAGGGCCUGCAGCAGCUCCAGAUUCUACUGGAAGAAUGGACGGGGAAGGGAGCCCAGGUGGAGGAGAUCACUCAGCGCGGGGCAGCCCUGGAGAACCUGAUUGUGGAGCUUACGGCCCCCGAGGCCCAGGCCAAGGCAGGUCCUGUGCUGCCCGCGCUGGGAGGAGCGGCAGGCAGCGUGAACGGAUACCACACCUGCAAAGACCUGACGGAGAUCCAGUGCGACGUGGCGGACGUGAACCAGCAGUACGAGGGCCUCGGCGCCGCCCUGCGCGAGCGGCAGCAGCGGCUUGCGGCGAUGCUGGAGAAGAUGCGAGAAGCGCAGGAGGAGGCGACUGCCCUGCUCAAGUGGCUGGAGUCGAAGGAACGCGCCUUGUCCGAGCUGGAGGCCUCCUCCUCGCCCACCAAGACGGAGACCAUGAGAGCUCAGGCAGAACACAAUAAGGAAUUCCUGGCUGAAUUGGAGCAGAACUCAGGGAAGAUGCAAAAAAUAAAUGAUGCACUCUCUGAUUUGCUGGAGAAAUAUCCAGAUUCUCCAGAAGUAGCAAAUUGGAAGAAAAUGAAAGGAGACCUGAAUUGCAGGUGGGAAAAAGCCAACCAGGCGACAGCCGAACGGCAGCAGAAACUGGAGGAGUCGGUUAACCAGUUGGCCAGCUUCCAGGCUGCUGAAACGCAGCUGCGGCCCUGGCUCCUGGAGAAGGAGCUGAUGAUGAGCGUGCUGGGCCCCCUGUCCAUUGACCCCAACAUGCUCAACGCGCAGAAGCAGCAGGUCCAGUUUAUGCUGAAGGAAUUUGAAGCUCGCAGACAACAGCACGAGCAGCUAAACCAGGCAGCCCAGAGCAUCUUAACGGGCCCUGGGGAUGUGUCGCCGUCGACUAGCCAGGUGCGAGAAGAGCUCCAAGGGGUUAAUCAGAAAUGGUCGGAGCUCACGGAGCGCCUCAACUCCCGCUCCAGCCAAAUCGACCAGGCCAUAGUGAAGAGCACCCAGUACCAGGAACUGCUCCAGGGCCUGUCUGAGAAGGUGAAGGUGGUCGGGCAGCGCCUGAGCAGCCAGUCUGCCGGCAGCACGCAGCCCGACGCCGUCAAGCACCAGCUGGAGGAAACCAGUGAGAUCCGUUCGGAGCUGGAGCAGCUGGAGGAGGAGAUCGCAGAGGCGCAGACCCUCUGCGAUGACCUCUCUGUCCUCAUUGGAGAACAGUAUCUCAAAGACGAGCUGAAGAAGCGUUUGGAGACUGUGGCACUUCCUCUUAAAGGACUGGAAGACCUGGCAGCCGACCGGAUGAACCGACUGCAGACUGCGCUUGCGAGUUCCCAGCAGUUCCAGCAUAUGUUUGAUGAACUCAGGACCUGGCUAGAUGACAAGCUGUGCCAGCAAGCUCAGAGCCAACCUAUUUCUGCUAAACUGGAGAGGCUGCAGAGCCAAAUUCAGGAGCAAGAAGAGUUCCAGAAGAGCCUCAACCAACACAGUGGCUCCUAUGAGAUGAUUGUAGCUGAGGGAGAAUCUUUGCUGCUUUCAGUGCAGCCUGGAGAGGAGAAGACUGCUCUGCAAAACCAGUUGUUUGGCCUCAAAACGCACUGGGAAGAGCUCAGCAAGCAGGUUGCUGAUAGACACUCUAAGCUCAAGGACUGUUUGCAGAAGGCUCAGAAGUACCUGCGGUAUAUGGAGGACCUGCUCCCCUGGGUGGAGGACUGUAAGGCAAAGAUGUCAGAGCUGGAAGUAACUCUGGAUCCUGUGCAGCUAGAGGCAACUCUGCUGAGGUCAAAGGCUUUGCUGAGCGAUGUGGAGAAGCGGCGCUCCCUGCUCGAGAUGCUGAACAGCGCGGCCGACAUCCUGAUAGAUGUGUCUCAAACUGACGAGGACGAUGUUCGUGAUGAGAAGGCUGGGGUCAAUCAGAAGAUGGAUGCCAUCACAGAAGAGCUGCAAGCCAAGACAGGCUCUAUUGAAGAAAUGUCCCAGAGGCUCAAAGAGUUUCAAGAGAGCCUCAAGAACAUUGAGAAGAAGCUAGAAGGGGCUAAGCACCAGCUGGAGAUCUAUGACGCGCUAGGGCCGCAGGCCUGCAGCACCAAGAACCUGGAGAAGCUCAGAGCACAGCAGGAGGUGCUGCAGGCCCUUGAGCCACAAGUGGAUUAUCUGAAAAACCUCACACAGGGUCUAAUAGAAGAUGCCCCAGAAGGCUCUGACUGCUCCCAGCUCUUGUGCCAAGCUGAAGUGGCUCAGCAAGACUUCAAAGCUGUGAAGCAGAGAGUGAACGACUGCUGUACGCUCAUGGAAAACAAGCUCGAAGGGAUCGGCCAGUUCAAUAACCGGGUCAGGGAGAUGUUCGCUCAACUGGCGGAUCUUGAUGAUGAGCUGGACAGCAUGGGCCCCAUUGGGAGGGACUCUGACAGCCUUCAGUCUCAAGCAGAGGAUGUUCGUGCCUUCCUGGGCAAACUGCAGCGUCUGAAGGGCGACAUUGAAGCUUCCGAAAGCGAAUGUAAGAAAAUGCUGGAGGACGAAGGCAGCCCUGAUCUCCUAGGCCUGAAGCGUGAACUGGAGACGCUGAAUAAACAGUGCAGCAAACUGACCGAGAGAGGCAAGAACCAUCAAGAGCAGGUGGAGACGACGCUGUCUCGCGUCGAGGACUUUUACGGCAGGCUGAAGGAGCUGACCCACAUGACGGCGGCGGCCGAGGAGCACGAGGCGCUGCAAUGGGUGGUGGGCACGGAGGUGGACAUCAUCAACCAGCAGUUGGCCGACUUUAAGACGUUCCAGAAGGAACAAGUGGAUCUUCUCCAGUUGAAACUGAAGCAAGUGAAUGGAGUUGCUCAAGGGCUCAUCCAAAGUGCAGGCAAAAACUGCGAUGUGCAAGGGCUGGAACAUGACAUGGAGGACAUCAACAGCCGCUGGAACACCCUCAACAAAAAGGUGGCCCAGAGGACUGCGCAGCUCCAGGAGGCCCUGUUGCACUGCGGCAAGUUCCAGGAUGCCCUGGAGCCCUUGCUGAGCUGGCUGGCGGACACCGAGGAGCUCAUCUCCAACCAGAAACCCCCCUCGGCCGAGUACAAGGUGGUGAAAGCCCAGAUCCAGGAGCAGAAGCUGCUCCAGCGGCUCCUGGACGAUCGCAAGGCCACGGUGGAGAUGAUCCAGGCCGAGGGUGGGAGGAUAGCGCAGUCAGCCGAACCGGCAGACAGGGAGAAGAUCCUCUGCCAGCUGGAGAGCCUGGAAAAGCGCUGGGCUGGGCUGCUCAGCAGGGCAUCCGGCAGGCAGAAACAGCUGGAAGACAUCCUGGUCCUGGCCAAGCAAUUCCAUGAAACCACGGAGCCCAUUUCGGACUGGCUCUCGGUGACAGAGAAGAAGCUGGCCAACUCCGAGCCCAUUGGCACCCAGACGGCCAAAAUCCAACAGCAGAUCAGUCGCCACAAGGCCCUGGAGGACGACGUGGCGAGGCAGGCGGCCGCGGUGGAGCGCGCCGUGGCCGUGGGGCAGCGGCUGGCCUCGCUGAGCUGCGCCGCCGAGCAGCGGCUGCUGGCCGAGCGGCUCGAGGCGCUGCGGGGCCGCCACGGCGAGAGCCGCGCGCGCGCCGCCCGCAAAGCCGCGCUGCUCCGGCAGGCGCUCGCCAACGCCAGGCUCUUUGGGGAGGAGGAGGUGGAAGUGCUCAACUGGCUGGCCGAGGUCGAGGACAAGCUCGCCUCGGUCUCGGUAAAGGAUUUCACGCGGGACGUCCUGCAGAAGCAACAUGCCGACCAGCUGGCUCUGAACGAGGAGAUUUUGAACCGCAAGAAGAACGUGGACCAAGCCAUCAGAAACGGACAAGCUCUUCUGAAGCAAACCACUGGCGAGGAAGUGCUGCUAAUCCAGGAGAAGCUGGACGGGAUCAAGACUCGCUAUUCGGACAUCACUGCGAGCAGCUCGAAGGCGCUCCGCACGCUCGAGCAGGCUCGGCAGCUGGCCACCAAGUUCCAGUCCACGCACGAGGAGCUCAACAACUGGAUGAGCCAAGUGGAGGAAGAGCUGGUGUCCAGCGGGGAACAGUCGCCAGCGGGCGAGCAGAUCCCCCAGUUCCAGCAGAGGCAGAAGGAGCUGAAGAAGGAGGUCAUGGAGCAUCGGCUUGUCCUAGACACCGUGAACGAGGUGAGCCGCGCGCUCCUGGAGCUCGUUCCCUGGCGAGCCCGCGAAGGGCUGGACAAGCUCGUGUCGGACACCAACGAGCGCUACAAGCUGGUCAGCGACACCAUCAAGCAGAGAGUGGAAGAAAUAGACGCCGCUAUUCAGAGAUCCCAAAAGUACGAGCAGGCGGCCGACGCGGAGCUCGCCUGGGUGGCCGAGACCAAGCGCAAGCUCAUGGCCCUGGGACCCAUUCGCCUGGAGCAGGACCAGACGACAGCCCAGCUGCAGGUGCAGAAGGCUUUCUCCAUUGACAUUAUUCGGCACAAAGACUCUAUCGAUGAGUUGUUCAGCCAACGCAACGAGAUUUUGGGGACGUGUGGGGAAGAGCAGAAAGCCGUUCUCCAGGAGAAAACGGAGUCCCUGGUGCAGCAGUACGAAGACAUUAGCCAGCUCAACUCGGAGCGCUACGCUCGCUUGGAGCGCGCCCAGGUCUUGGUGAACCAGUUCUGGGAGACCUACGAAGAGCUGAAUCCGUGGAUUGAGGAGACGCAAGCCCUAAUUUCACAGUUGCCCCCUCCAGCUAUUGAUCCUGAGCAGCUCAAGCAGCAGCAGGAGGACAUGCGGCAACUGCGCGAGUCGAUCGCGGAGCAUAAGCCUCACAUUGACAAGCUGCUGAAAAUUGGACCGCAGCUUAAGGAGCUGAACCCGGAGGAAGGGGACAUGGUGCAGAAGAAGUACGCCACGGCGGAGGCCAUGUAUGCCAGGAUCAAGGAGGAGGUGUGCCAGCGGGCCAUGGCCCUCGACGAGGCCGUCUCACAGUCCACCCAGAUCAUGGAGUUCCACGACAAGAUCGAGCCCAUGCUGGAGACGCUGGAAGCGCUGUCGUCGCGGCUGCGCAUGCCGCCCCUCAUCCCCGCCGAGGUCGAGAAGAUCCGCGAGUGCAUCAACGAGAACAAGAACGCCACCGUGGAGCUGGACAAGCUGCAGCCCUCCUUCGAGGCCCUCCGGCGCCGCGGCGAAGAUCUCAUUGGGAGAUCGCAGGGGGCAGACAAGGAUCUGGCGGCUAAAGUAAUCCAGGAUAAGCUGGAUCAGAUGGUCUUCUUCUGGGAGGACAUCAAAGCUCGGGCCGAGGAGCGUGAAAUGAAGUUCGUUGACGUCCUGGAGCUCGCAGAGAAGUUCUGGUACGACAUGGCAGCCCUCCUGACUACCAUCAGGGACACGCAGGACAUCGUGCAUGACUUGGAGAGCCCAGGCAUUGAUCCAUCCAUCAUCAAGCAGCAGGUGGAAGCAGCAGAGACUAUUAAAGAGGAGACGGAUGGCUUGCAUGAAGAGCUGGAGUUCAUUCGCAUCCUUGGAACAGAUUUAAUUUUUGCCUGCGGCGAAACCGAGAAACCAGAAGUGAAAAAGAGCAUUGAUGAGAUGAACAACGCAUGGGAAAAUCUAAACAAAACUUGGAAGGAACGGCUUGAAAAGCUCGAAGAAGCCAUGCAGUCAGCAGUGCAGUACCAGGACACGCUCCAGGCAAUGUUUGACUGGCUGGACAAUUCUGUGAUUAAACUCUAUAACAUGUCACCUGUUGGCACAGACCUCAACACAGUUAAGGAGCAAAUGAACGAGAUGAAGGAGUUUAAAAUGGAGGUUUACCAGCAGCAGAUCGAAAUGGAAAAGCUUAAUCAUCAAGGUGAACUGAUGCUAAAAAAAGCUACCGAUGAGACAGAUAGAGACAUCAUAAAAGAGCCACUGACAGAGCUGAAACAUCUCUGGGAGAAUUUGGGCGAGAAAAUUGCUCACAGACAGCAUAAGCUGGAAGCUGCUCUUCUAGCACUUGGCCAGUUCCAACACGCAUUAGCAGAGCUGAUGGCCUGGCUAACCCACACGGAGGAGCUGCUGGAUGCACAGAAACCCAUCAACGGAGAUCCCAAAGUCAUUGAGGUGGAACUCGCAAAGCACCAUGUGCUGAAGAACGACGUCUUGGCCCACCAAGCAACCGUGGAGACAGUGAACAAAGCGGGCAACGAGCUCCUGGAGUCGAGUGCCGGAGACGAUGCCAGCAGCCUGCGAAACCGCCUGGAGACCCUGAACUCCUGCUGGGAGGCAGUGCUGCAGAAGACAGAGGAGAGGGAGCAGCAGCUGCAGUCGACCCUUCAGCAGGCCCAGGGUUUCCAUGGUGAGAUUGAAGACUUCCUCCUGUGGCUAACGAGGAUGGAGAGCCAACUGUCCGCGUCCAAAUCCACGGGAGGUCUGCCAGAAACUGCCCGGGAGCAACUCAAUGCCCACAUGGAGCUGUACGGCCAGCUCAAGGCCAAGGAGGACGUGUACAGCCAGCUGCUGGCCAAGGGACGCCUGAUGCUGUUGAACCGCGAUGACUCGGGCUCCGGCUCGAAGACGGAGCAGAGUGUGGCACUGCUGGAGCAGAAAUGGGGCCUGGUCAGCACCAAGAUGGAGGAGAGGAAGGCGAAGCUGGAGGAAGCCCUCGCCCUGGCCACGGACUUCCAGAAUUCCCUCCAGGACUUCAUCAACUGGCUCACAUUGGCGGAGCAGACCCUGAACGUUGUGCCCCCACCCAGCCUCAUCCUCAACGCGGUGCUGGCCCAAAUCGAAGAGCACAAGGUGUUCGCCAACGAAGUGAAUGCUCAUCGGGACCGGAUCAUUGAGCUGGACCAAACUGGGAGCCAGCUGAAGUUUCUCAGUCAAAAGCAGGAUGUGGUCCUGAUAAAGAACCUUCUGGUGAGCGUCCAGUCGCGCUGGGAGAAGGUUGUGCAGCGCUCCGUUGAGAGAGGCCGAGCUCUUGAUGAUGCCAGGAAACGAGCCAAGCAGUUCCACGAAGCUUGGAAAAAACUGGUUGAUUGGCUGGAAGAUGCAGAAAAUCACCUGGACUCUGAGCUGGAGAUCUCCAACGAUCCUGACAAGAUCAAGCUGCAGCUCUCCAAGCACAAGGAAUUUCAGAAGACGCUUGGUGGAAAGCAGCCCGUCUAUGACACUACAAUCAGGACUGGCAGAGCCCUCAAAGAGAAGGCCUUGCUUUCAGAUGACACUCAAAACCUGGACAAUUUGCUAGGAGAAGUCCGGGAUAAAUGGGAUACUGUGUGUGGCAAGUCUGUAGAAAGGCAACACAAGCUUGAAGAAGCCCUCUUGUUCUCUGGCCAGUUCAUGGAUGCUCUACAAGCUUUGGUGGACUGGCUGUACAAGGUGGAACCACAAUUAGCUGAAGAUCAGCCUGUCCACGGCGACCUGGAUCUGGUCAUGAACCUGAUGGAUGCUCAUAAGGUCUUCCAGAAGGAGCUGGGGAAGCGCACGGGGACGGUUCAGGUGCUCAAGCGCUCCGGACGGGAGCUCAUCGAGAACAGCCGCGAUGACACGACCUGGGUGAAGGUGCAGCUACAGGAACUGAGCAACCGCUGGGACACCGUGUGCAAGCUGUCUGUGUCCAAACAAACUCGCCUGGAACAGGCCUUGAAGCAGGCCGAGGAAUUCCGGGCCGCCGUGCACUUGCUGCUGGAGUGGCUCUCGGAGGCCGAGCAGAGCCUGCGCUUCCGCGGCGCGCUCCCCGACGACGCCGAGGCGCUGCAGGGCCUCAUCGACGUUCACAAGGAGUUCAUGAAGAAAGUGGAGGAGAAGAGAGCCGAUGUGAACGCGGCAGUGGCCAUGGGAGAGGUGAUCCUGGCCGCGUGCCAUCCUGACUGCAUCACCACCAUUAAACACUGGAUCACCAUCAUCCGUGCGAGAUUUGAGGAGGUUCUCACAUGGACCAAGCAGCACCAGCAGAGGCUGGAGUCUGCGCUCUCGGAGCUGGUGGCAAACGCAGAGCUUCUUGAAGAGCUCCUGGCCUGGAUCCAGUGGGCUGAGACGACCCUGAUCCAGCGGGACCAGGAGCCAACGCCACAAAACAUUGAUCAGGUCAAAGCUCUCAUCACUGAGCACCAGUCCUUUAUGGAGGAGAUGACGCGGAAGCAGCCGGACGUGGACCGGGUCACCAAAACGUACAAGAGGAAAGCGACGGAGCCCGCGCACGGGCCCUUCAUCGACAAGUCCCGCAGCAACCGAAAAUCAUUGAGUCAAGCCGCUCCCCCCACCAUGCCCAUCAUCUCCCAGUCGGAAACAAAGAACCCCCGGAUCAACCAGCUCUCAGCGCGCUGGCAGCAGGUCUGGCUGCUGGCCCUGGAGCGCCAGCGCAAACUCAACGAUGCCCUGGACCGUCUCGAGGAGCUGAAGGAGUUUGCCAACUUUGACUUUGACAUCUGGCGCAAGAAGUACAUGCGCUGGAUGAACCACAAGAAAUCCCGCGUCAUGGACUUCUUCCGGCGCAUUGACAAAGACCAAGAUGGCAAGAUCACCCGGCAGGAAUUCAUCGAUGGCAUCCUGGCCUCCAAGUUCCCCACCACAAAGCUGGAGAUGACCGCGGUGGCUGACAUCUUUGACCGUGAUGGUGACGGCUACAUCGACUACUACGAGUUUGUGGCUGCUCUGCACCCGAACAAGGACGCCUACCGCCCCACGACCGACGCGGACAAGAUCGAAGAUGAGGUCACCAGGCAAGUGGCCCAGUGCAAAUGUGCCAAGAGGUUUCAAGUGGAGCAGAUCGGCGAGAACAAAUACCGGUUUGGUGAUUCCCAGCAGUUGCGGCUGGUCCGUAUUCUGCGCAGCACUGUGAUGGUUCGAGUUGGUGGAGGAUGGAUGGCCCUGGAUGAAUUUUUAGUGAAAAACGAUCCUUGCAGAGCACGAGGCCGAACCAACCUCGAGCUUCGGGAGAAGUUCAUCCUGCCGGAAGGGGCUUCCCAGGGGAUGACGCCGUUCCGCUCGCGAGGCCGGAGAUCGAAACCGUCCUCGCGGGCAGCCUCGCCGACGCGCUCCAGCUCCAGCGCCAGCCAGAGCAACCACAGCUGUGCAUCCAUGCCCUCAUCUCCAGCCCCGCUGGCCAGCGGUGCCAAGACUCCACAUCACUUCUCUCGAUGUUAUGACAAACCCUGGUUGAUAAACAGUAAAGCGGGCACCCCUCUGAGGGGAUACGAUUACCCCGACCUCCAGCUCCCCAGCGCCGAGGUGACGCCGCCGGCGAGCAGCAAGCUCAAGAGACCCACGUUCCACUCGAGCCGCACGUCGCUCACGGGCGACCUCAGCGCCAGCUCCUCGCCCGGCGCCGCCGGCGCCAAGACCAGCCGUCCAGAUUCCAAGAAAGCGGCGAGCCGCGCCGGGAGCCGGGCGGGAAGCCGGGCGGGAAGCCGGGCCAGCAGCCGCCGCGGCAGCGACGCCUCCGACUUCGACCUGCUGGAGACGCAGUCGGCCUGUUCGGACACGUCGGAGAGCAGCGCGGCCGGCGGCCAGCGCCGCGCGCUGCCCAAGCCCUCCAAGAUCCCCACCAUGUCCAAGAAAAGCGCCACUGCCACCCCGAAAACACCGGGCCCCAAGAGAUAAUAUUGUCCCCACGCCCUCCUCCGAGAAGGAAACCGGCACCACCACCGACAACAAUAAAUCCAACCUGUGUUCGAUUUUUAACUCUGCUACGUACGUUGGAUGUAUAUUUAUUCUAAACAGGAGAAAUUAUAUUGUUAAAAGUGUAAAAGAAUAAUUGUGUUAUGAAGCUGCCUUAUUUGUUCUUUUUCU
Nothoprocta perdicaria is the source of this 16569-nucleotide messenger RNA. It is a transcript of the gene MACF1, whose product is annotated as microtubule-actin crosslinking factor 1. NCBI's taxonomy places the organism in Eukaryota, Metazoa, Chordata, Aves, Tinamiformes, Tinamidae. The transcript is spliced from 94 exons. Bases 1 to 16380 code for a protein of 5459 amino acids. Gene Ontology annotation, cellular component: cytoplasm; intermediate filament; membrane. Gene Ontology annotation, molecular function: calcium ion binding; structural molecule activity; microtubule binding. Gene Ontology annotation, biological process: intermediate filament cytoskeleton organization; regulation of microtubule-based process; wound healing. The record is from RefSeq and is a predicted model, not a curated record.